GCGAUUCUUGCUUUCCGACCAUUCCUUUCCUUUCUGCCUCGGGGUAGUAUUCCACAACGGCUGGCCCAUCGUGUGAAAGCCAACCAAAGAGCCCGGCAUGGCGACGUCGACCGUCGCUAGAGCCACCAACAUGGCUUACCUCAUCCUAGGUCUUACCUCCGUCCUUUCCGUCGUAUCCGCCGACAAAGCCACCACGAGUACAUUAAAUGAUCUCCCCGACAAUCUGAACCAAUUUGCUAUGGAACUUUCUAUAGGUCCUGUCUCCGGUCCUGUAGAAGUUGGAUAUAAGGUUGCACCUUUAACAGGACCAGCGGGGUUGAACCAGACCAACCCGACCGCGUUGGACGCCAUCAAAGUACAAGGGAACAUAGUCGUCGUCGACCAGACCAAUUAUAACCAACAAAACGUCAAAGAUAGCAUUGCUUAUUUAACUUGCGACUCGAGCGCUGCCGACAAUACCUACCUUAGCCCCAACGACGUAUUGAACUCGGUUAUGACCAGACAACCAAAGGCGAUAUUACUGUACAGCAUUGACGGGACCUGCUGCUCUCUGGAAGGGACAGAUUUAUCAUUCAACUCUAUUUGGACUAUGACCAACUCGGAAGAGGCAUCGGCAACUAAGAACAUGACUUCGGAUCCAUCAACGGUCAUGAGUGGCACAAUACAAGGGUCGGGGAAUGAUGCCGACGAUAACUCCGACGGGGGCCAGUCUCAGGGCGGGAAUAACUCAGCGGUGGCGAUGAGCAUAUUGUAUAGCAUCACUGGUCUGAUUACUUUACUUUUCCUCAUCAUCAUUGCGACCGGGGCAAUCCGAGCACACCGUCAUCCCGAAAGAUAUGGACCUAGAGCCAGUUAUGGCGGAAGGCCAAGGCAAAGCCGCGCGAAAGGCCUCGCACGGGCUGUUCUAGAAACGCUCCCUAUCAUAAAGUUUGGCGACCCUCAACCCGCAAAGCCGGAUCCAGAAAAUGAACUGGAGAGCAUCGCAGGAGACCGGCAGCAGCACUCGGCAUCCCCCGCACAACGGGAGGUAACCGCGACCGACGUGGAACAGGCCGGUUCGUCCCCGGAUGCGGCGGCAAGAGCGACCAAUGCUACCUCCGAAGUUGCUGCUGCUGCUGCGUCAGGUGAUGCUAAGGUCAACGGCGGACAAACGGAGGAAGAUCACCUCGGUUGUUCUAUUUGUACCGAAGACUUCAGUGUGGGCCAAGACGUCAGAGUUCUCCCCUGUGACCACAAAUUCCACCCACAAUGCAUCGACCCGUGGCUAGUCAAUGUGUCUGGUACCUGUCCAUUAUGCCGGCUAGAUCUCCGCCCCCAGGAAGGGGAACAAAACGAAACCGACGAGGGCACUGAUUCAACAACCCCACAUGAUGCAGGCGGCGAUAACACCAUUGAUAACCAUCUAGUCCCUCCAUCCGAAGGUGCAGGAGAUGGGAAUCAAGGACGGCGGAUAUCGCGGCUUUUGGACUGGAACAGAUUACGCCACGCUUCUGUUGACGAACGUAUCCAAGCUCUCCGACAAUAUCGGCAGUCACAAGGAACUUCAUCGGGCAAUGCUUCAACCGAGGAUCAAAACCAUCACACCAAACUAUCAGAUCGGUUACGAGAAAAGUUCCAUAUCAGGACGAGAGCCCAUCCACCGAAUGAUUCCCCUUCCACGAGCAAUUAGACAUUUCGUCAGUUUCCUCUAAUACUUU
This is a messenger RNA of Hypoxylon trugodes, 1697 nucleotides long. RefSeq lists its product as uncharacterized. Bases 98 to 1669 code for a protein of 523 amino acids. The transcript is spliced from 3 exons. NCBI's taxonomy places the organism in Eukaryota, Fungi, Ascomycota, Sordariomycetes, Xylariales, Hypoxylaceae. The record is from RefSeq and is a predicted model, not a curated record.